Messenger RNA from Symphalangus syndactylus (siamang), 3575 nucleotides. RefSeq names its product tumor necrosis factor receptor superfamily member 10D-like. Gene Ontology annotation, cellular component: cell surface; plasma membrane. The record is from RefSeq and is a predicted model, not a curated record. NCBI's taxonomy places the organism in Eukaryota, Metazoa, Chordata, Mammalia, Primates, Hylobatidae.
AUGUCCGAGCAGGACGAACCCGCCGUCGGAGUCAGGGGAAGAGCGGGGUCCCCGGGCUGGGCAGGAGCGACCCGGACGCGAGGGAGCAGAGCGCGCGCUCCCCUGGCUGUCCCGUGCGGCGAGGACCGCACUGAGCUGCCCCAGAGGAAGUUCCAGAAUCAGCGGAGGGAGGGAGUCAAGAUGGAAACCCCGGAGCGGGACCGGGGGCUGGCCCCUUCCUUCAGCAUAAAAGGUGUGAAGUUCUCCUUAGGCUGCACCUGUUCCUACCUGCACCUCUAUACCGGGCUCCCUGAGCUUGGGGCAGAAGCUUUUGAAGACUGGGGUGGAGCACCAUGUGGAGGGACCAUCAAGGAACAGUGGAGCCAGAGUUUAAGUGAGGACAGCGAUGGCACUGCAGGGCCACAGCCUAGUUUACCUGCCACGUUUCCAGUUGUUCUUCCGCUACAUUUUGUCUUGUUGAGAUCCAGGCAGUUGAACAGAGCCCAAGGUCAAACAAAUAAGAGUUCCUGCACCACGACCAGAGACACCGUGUGUCAGUGUGAAAAAGGAAGCUUCCAGGAUAAAAACUCCCCUGAGAUAUGCCGGAAGUGUAGAACAGGGUGUCCCAGAGGGAUGGCGAAGCUCAGUAAUUUUACGUCCCAGAGUGACAACAAGUGGAAAAAUGAAUCAGCUGCCAGUUCCAUUGGGAAAACCCCAGCUGCAAAGGUGACAGUGACCACCAGCCUUGAGCCGCCUGCCUCUUCUGGUCUUGACACAGCCUUGUACAUUGGACUUAGAGUUGGGGCUGUAACCAUCUUCCUUCUAUGUGUGACAUUUUGCAUUGUAUUUCGGAAGAAAAUCAUUUCUUGCCUGAAAGGCAUCUGCUCAGGUGGUGGAGGAGGUCCCGAACGUGUGCACAGAGUCCUUUUCUGGCGUCGUUCAUGUCCUUCACAAGUUCCUGGGGCGGAGGACAAUGCCCGCAAUGAGACCCUGACUAGCAGAUACUUGCAGCCCACUCAGGUCUCUGAGCAGGAAAUCCAAGGUCAGGAGCUGGCAGAGCCAACAGGUGUGACUGUAGAGUCGCCAGAGGAGCCACAGCGUCUGCUGGAACAGGCAGAAGCUAAAGGGUGUCAGAGGAGGAGGCUACAGGUUCCAGUGAAUGACGCUGACUCCGCUGACAUCAGCACAUUGCUGGAUGCCUCGGCAACACUGGAAGAAGGACAUGCAAAGGAAACAAUUCAGGACCAAUUGGUGGGCUCCGAAAAGCUCUUUUAUGAAGAAGAUGAGGCAGGCUCUGCUACGUCCUGCCUGUGAAAGAAUCUCUUCAGGAAACCAGAGCUUCCCUCGUUUACCUUUUCUCCUACAAAGGGAAGCAGCCUGGAAGAAACAGUCCAGUACUUGACCCAUGCCUCAACAAACUCUACUAUCCAAUAUGGGGCAGCUUACCAAAGGUCCUAGAACUUUGUCAACACACUUGGAGUAAUUUUUAUGAAAUACUGCGUGUGAUAGGCAAACGGGAGAAAUUUAUAUCAGAUUCUUGGCAUCAUAGAGUUAUAUGAUUGUGUAUUAAGGGUGGUUUUAGGCCACAUGCGGUGGCUCAUGCCUGUAAUCCCACCACUUUGGAAGGCUGAGGCAGGUGGAUCCCUUGAGCUCAGGAGUUCGAGACCAACCUGGUCAACACAGGGAAACUCCGUCUCAAUUUAAAAAGAAAAAAAGUGGUUUUAGGAUGUCAUUCUUUUCAGUUCUUCAUCAUGAGACAAGUCUUUUUUUUUUCUAUUUCUUAUAUUGCAAGCUCCGUCUCUACUGGUAUGUGCAUUUAAUGACAUCUAACUACAGAUGCCACACAGCCACAAUGGUUUUCCUCAUAGUUUUUUUAACUUUAGAACGGGAUUAUGUGAUUAUUACCUGUAUUUUCAGUUUAGGAUAGUUUUGACUUAACGAUUAGAUUAUCAAGACGUAGCCCUAUGCUAAGUCAUGAGCAUAUGGACUUACGAGGGUUCGACUUAGAGUUUUGAGCUUUAAGAUAGGAUUAUUGGGGCUUACCCCUACCUUAAUUAGAGAAACAUUUGUAUUACUUACUACAGUAUACUGUACAUCUUUCUAUUUUCUGAUUUUUGUAUAAUGAUGUAAACAUGGAAAAACUUUAGGAAAUGCACUUAUUAGGCUGUUUACGUGGGUUGCCUGGAUGCAAAUCAGCAGUCAAAAAUGACUAGAAAUAUAACUAGUGACGAAGGGAGAAAUCCUCCCUCUGUGGGAGGCACUUAUUGUGUUCCAGUUCUCCCUUUUGCACCCUGAACUGCACCAGGGUGUGAUGGCUGGCAGCUUCUCAAAGGGCAGCUUGUCUUACUUGAUAAUUUUAGAGGUAUAUAGCCAUAUUUAUUUAUAAAUAUUUAUUUAUUUAUUUAUUUAUUUAUUUAUUUAUUUAUUUAUAAGUAGAGGUUUACAUAUGCCCAGGAUUUUGAAGAGCCUGGUAUCUUUGGGAAGCCAUGUGUCUGGUUUGUCAUGCUGGGACAGUCAUGGAACUGCCUCUUCCUACUUGUCCACAGCAGAUGAGGACAGUGAGAAUUAAGUUAGAUCUGAGACUGCGAAGAGCUUCUCUUUCAAACACCAUUACAGUUGAACGUUAGUGAAUCUUGAGCCUCCUUUGGGCUCAGGGCAGAGCGAGUGUUUAUCUGCCCCGGCAUCUGCCAUGGCAUCAAGAGGGAAGAGUGGACGGUGCUUGGGAAUGGUGUGAAAUGGUUGCCGACUCAGGUAUGGAUGGGCCCCUCUCGCUUCUGGUGGUCUGUGACCCUGAGUCCCUGGGAUGCCUUGUAGGGCAGAGAUUCCUGAGCUGCGUUUUAGGGUACACAUUCCCUAUCUGAGGAGCUUGGCCCCUCUGUAAGCAUCUGACUCAUCUCAGAAAUAUCAAUUUUUAAACACUGUGACAACGGGACCUAAAAUGGCUGACACAUUUGUCCUUGUGUCAUGUUCCAUUAUUUUAUUUAAAAACCUCAGUAAUCAUUUUAGCCUCUUUCCAGCAAACUCUUCUCCACAGUAGUCCAGUCGUGGUAGGAUAAAUUAGGAUGUAGUCAUUCUACAGGUUUCAGUCUUUUCCAUCUCAAGGCAUUGUGUGUUUUGUUCCGGGACUGGUUUGGCUGCGACAAAGUUAGAACUGCCUGAAGAUCACACAUUCAGCGUAUUGUGUCUGUGGAGAUUUAGGAGGGGGUGGCCUUUCUGGCCUUUGCACUUCCGUCCUCUCCCACUUCCAUCUGGCGUCCCACGCAUUGUCCCCUGCACUUCUGGAAGAUACAGGGUGCUGCUGCCUCCUGGUCUUUGCCUUUGCUGGGCCUUCUGUGCAGAAGACUUGGCCUCAAAGCUCAGAGACAGCCAGUCCGGUCCCAGCUCCUUUGUCCCUUCCUUAGAGGCCUUCCUUGAAGAUGCAUCUAGACUACCAGCCUUAUCAGUGUUUAAGCUUAUUCCUUUAACGUACGCUUCCUGAGAACAUGAAAUUGCUGGGGUUUUUUGGUGUUGGUUGAUUUGCUUAGGUUUCGCUUUAUACCCAGGCCAAAUAGCACAUAACACCUGAUUAUAUAUGAAAUACUCAUAUGUUUAUGACC